This is a messenger RNA of Cantharellus anzutake, 822 nucleotides long. RefSeq lists its product as uncharacterized. Bases 239 to 631 code for a protein of 130 amino acids. The record is from RefSeq and is a predicted model, not a curated record. The transcript has 4 exons. NCBI's taxonomy places the organism in Eukaryota, Fungi, Basidiomycota, Agaricomycetes, Cantharellales, Hydnaceae.
GUUGCUGCCGGGCAUGUAUGGCCCUUACAUAAGGAUGCCGAGAUGUUAUCGAUCUUGAGUACCAUUAUUUCAUAAAGGACCUCGAGGAGUCCUUGAUUUCUGGAGACACCGACAUCGACACAAUACCUAACGUGUGCGAGAACCCGGCUACGGGCAUUGUUUCGAAACCAUUGACCCUCUGGUCAAGGUCCCUCCCCCUUCUGCACAGUUACCAACAUCGUUCACUUCCCGCAUUGGGAUGACUCCCGACUCCCAGCUAUCACUAAUCAAAGAACUGGUCAUCAGGAAAGAAGUUGGUUUUCGGCCCGAGUUCCUACUUUUGCGGCCAGCGAAACCUGUAGGAGAAUUUUGGAUGCGUUUGGAGAGAACAGGGCCUGUAAGCGCUCUCAGCAACCCGAAAUCUAGUGAAUGGGAGGCAAACGACGUAGUAGCACAAACAGUGUCGAGAAAACGAGGAUCAUUUUCAGACCCCGCCAUUGCUAAAGGAUUGUGCUGUGCCCUCGAUGCACUUAGGGAGGAAUCAAAAGUGUACCUGAUACUGAGAGUGUCAGGCCCUCAAAAGGAAGCGGGAGUUAUGGAACGGAUUAUCGAGGACGUUAUAAUGAUCAAACUGUGUGCGUCAAUGUGCUGAUCGCGACUGCUGGAAAGGGGACCCAUGUGCCGCUGCUACUGAUACCCGCGAAGGACUGGUAUAUGGGCCACAAAAAGAGCACAGAGCUGGAUAAGUACCCUAAGCGAGAUGCAGCCCGUGAUCCAGUAGGGGGCGAGGCAGGCAGACCAGAUGCGCUGAGAGAGAGAGAAGUGGAUAAUGGGCAGAGUUGA